Messenger RNA from Glossina fuscipes, 2058 nucleotides. RefSeq names its product photoreceptor-specific nuclear receptor (gene dsf). Gene Ontology annotation, molecular function: nuclear receptor activity; zinc ion binding; RNA polymerase II cis-regulatory region sequence-specific DNA binding. The record is from RefSeq and is a predicted model, not a curated record. The transcript is spliced from 6 exons. NCBI's taxonomy places the organism in Eukaryota, Metazoa, Arthropoda, Insecta, Diptera, Glossinidae. Gene Ontology annotation, biological process: regulation of transcription by RNA polymerase II; cell differentiation; anatomical structure development. The coding region runs from base 40 to 2058 and encodes 672 amino acids.
CUGGAUACCAUAACUUUUAAAUAUUUCCAUCAACGCAAGAUGGGAACAAGCAGUGGUGAUCGCCUGCUGGACAUACCAUGUAAAGUAUGCGGAGAUCGUAGUUCCGGUAAACAUUAUGGCAUCUACAGUUGUGAUGGAUGCUCGGGUUUCUUUAAACGGAGUAUACAUCGUAAUCGUAUAUAUACCUGUAAAGCCACAGGCGAUUUAAAAGGUCGCUGUCCCGUUGAUAAAACUCAUCGCAACCAAUGUAGAGCGUGUCGUUUGGCAAAAUGUUUUCAGUCGGCUAUGAAUAAAGAUGCUGUACAACAUGAACGUGGCCCUCGUAAGCCGAAAAUUCAUCCGCAGUUACAUCAACAUCAUCAUCAUCAAGCCCAUCAUCAUCAUCAUCAUCAUCAUGCGGGACAUCAUGUGAAUGGUUUAUCUGGUCAUCCGGCGGCUUAUCAUCAUCAUCAUGCUGCCCACUUACCAGUUUCUUUGGUAACGAAUGUCUCCGCUUCUUUUAAUUAUACUUCACAUAUUUCAACGCAUCAUGCGGCGGCGGCGGCCGCAGCAGCAGCUGGUUUUCAUGGUCCUCCUCAUCCAACUGCCUUCCAUCAUCCCGGCCAUGUGAAUAAUGGUGUACCAGGUGGUGUACCCCAUAGCACAGCGCAUUUAUCUUUUCCGCCUCAUUUGCUUCCUCAAAUGCAUCAUAAUCUUAUAGCUGAAGCCACAAGCAAAUUGCCUGUUAUAGCGGCUGCGGCUACUGCUACGACAGCUGCUACUAUGGUGGGGAACGCAGCACCUGCACAUCCUAUAUCAAGCACCACGCACAACUAUUCUUCACCUUCCCCGUCUGAUUCGAUACAGUCGAUUUCGUCGGUAGGAGGACGUUCGUCGCGGGGUUGCGAGUCACCACGUUUAAAUGUAGAAACUGAAACGCCUUCGCCUCCUUUCACACCCGUUAGCUCGCCUUUAGCACAAGAACCUUUAUCGCCUACUGACACCAACGACUCAGAGUCGCCAAAUAAUAAUGAUAAAAGUCUUUUAAAUCGCAAUUUUAGUGUAAAAAGUUCUAUAAAUACUUCCUCCUCUUCUCCUACGCCACCAGUUUCCAUAUCACCUACUACUCCAGGCAUGCAUCUGUCAGCAUUUUCUUUAGCGUCAAAUGCAUCAUCGAAUCAAGCGCCCGUUACAUCUUCGGUCACGGCUACCAAUUUAACAACACACACUUCGUCUUCACCAACAACUACUACAUCGUUUACGCCAUCAUCAGCUCAAGCGGCCGCUGCUGCUGGUGCUUUGUACGCUGCUCGACAAAACGGCUUUAUCGAGUUGCUUUUAAGUCCCGACAAAUGCCAGGAAAUCUUACAGUAUCAGAUGCACAAUUCAAUAAUGUUUCCACCGCUACCGCAACAACUUAUUGGUUUGGAUUCACGUUUAAUAUCGUGGGAAAUGUUGCAAGAAACAACCGCUCGACUCUUAUUCAUGGCGGUUCGUUGGGUUAAAUGCCUAAUGCCUUUUCAAACUUUGUCUCGCAACGAUCAAGUUCUUCUACUGCAGGGUUCUUGGAAGGAACUAUUUCUGCUAAAUUUAGCUCAAUGGAUUACGCCUUUGGACUUAACACCGAUUUUCGAUUCAACUUUAAUUAAGGAACGUUUACCUCAGGAUGGCACUACUGAUAAUGAAAUAAAGACAAUACAGGAGAUAUUACUACGUUUUCGUCAGCUAAUACCGGACGGCAGUGAAGUUGGCUGCAUGAAAGCAAUUGUUCUCUUUACGCCAGAUAUACAAGGUCUUAGCGAUAUCCAACCGGUGGAAAUGUUACAAGAUCAGGCACAAUGCAUACUUUCGGAUCAUGUACGCUUACGUUAUCCUAGACAACAGGCCACCAGAUAUGGCCGAUUGUUGUGGUUAUUGCCGACGUUACGUUCAAUACGCACCAGUACUAUAGAGAGUUUGUUUUUCAAAGAGACGAUUGGCAAUGUGCCCAUCUCUCGUUUAUUGAAAGAUAUGUAUAUCAUGGAACCAGCAACUGCAACUGUAGCGACCGGUCAAACGGCACAGCAAGCAGAGAAAUAG